AUGGACUACACUGUUGCAAUUAGAAGAAGGCUAUAUCUGCUUCCUGAUAACCUUGCAAAGGACAAUCCUGAAUAUGCCAAAUCGCUUAAAAAGGGAAUUAACCCUGAUUUGGAAGAGAAACUAGAUAUGAUGUUCCAGCAAGUUACUGCAACUAGUGUUCAUGCUUGGGCACCAUCAUCUGGUGUAUUUCCACAUGAUGAUAUAGAAGUUAACAAUGUUGCAGUUCUGUUAGAUAACAAUGAUAAUUUGGCCUAUCCCAUUGAGGUCAUUGCAGGUUCUUUAGGUAAGAGGAAAAGGACACCAAAAAAACAGGUUAAUGUAGGUACUGAGAAAAAUAAUAAAGGCAAAGGUACAGGAUCAAGAAAGAUGGGAGGUGCAGCCAAGUUAUCACUACAGAUUGAUCGGAUGGUGGAAUCAAUUCAAAAUAGGAGCAUCGUGACUUUAGUAGUGAAUAAAGGUGUGUUGGGGACUUCUAUUGCUGAAGUGAUGAAAUUAAUUUCAUCUUCACCUGGGGUAGAGCCAGGUAGUCCUUUGUAG
Messenger RNA from Rosa chinensis, 537 nucleotides. RefSeq lists its product as uncharacterized. Lineage: Eukaryota; Viridiplantae; Streptophyta; Magnoliopsida; Rosales; Rosaceae. The transcript is spliced from 2 exons. The coding region runs from base 1 to 537 and encodes 178 amino acids. The record is from RefSeq and is a predicted model, not a curated record.